Molecule: messenger RNA, 2072 nt
Organism: Hypoxylon trugodes
Lineage: Eukaryota; Fungi; Ascomycota; Sordariomycetes; Xylariales; Hypoxylaceae
Product: amino acid transporter
Exons: 10
Coding region: 310-2022 (570 amino acids)
Biological process (GO): transmembrane transport
Cellular component (GO): membrane
Molecular function (GO): transmembrane transporter activity
Source: RefSeq, a predicted model, not a curated record
UCAAACGGUUGGGAACAAGGAUUAAAGGGUUUUAUCACAAAUGCUUUUUUGAUGUGCACAUACACUGCUGCAAUUUUAAUUACUUAUCACUCAGGCCUAUGGAAACUCUUCGCCCUCGCAUGCCCAAUAUUACACAGCAUCAAACUCAUUGGAUGACUUCUCCGAGCCCCGUGGAUGCUUCACGCUGCCCUUUCUUGUCGCUUUUUAUCAUCUUCGCUUCUGGUCUGUAAGUGCCAUACUAGCACAAUUGUCCUAGCAUUCUUUUGAGUAGACUCGAAAUUUAUACAGUAAACCCUCCAUAACGGCACAAUGAACGGCACUUCGAACGCAUCCAAGCGCGCGGGACCUGCGCUUGGGACGACCUUUGAUGAGAUCCAUGGUUCUACGUAUUUGGAGAGGGAUUCGCACGGCCUCGCGCGACUUGGAAGGUCGCAGGUACUAAAGCGUCGAUUUGGAUUCCUUUCUGUUUUUGGAUUCAGCUGUUGUAUAUUGGCUACGUGGGAGUCAGCAGUAACGUUAUUUACAGAAGCAUUUGAAAAUGGUGGACCAGCGGCUUUGGCAUGGGGGUUUCCUAUUGCCUGGGUGUGUUCGUUAUCCGUUUAUCUAUGCUUGUCAGAGAUGGCGUCCAUUGCACCCAUAUCUGGAGGACAAUACUUUUGGGUUGCGAUUCUAGCGCCUCGAAAAUACAAGCGCUUCUGUGGCUACUUGACAGGAUGGUUAACUUCACUUGCGUGGAUCGCCACGCUCGCCGUGGGCAGUAUGUUUACGGGGACAAUUAUACAAGGGCUCAUCAUCUUGAACUACGCAGACUAUGAAGCCAAGAGUUAUCAUGGGACGUUCCUUGCUUGGGCCGUCAUUGCCGUGACCAUCUUCGUCAACACUGUAAUUGCUGGGCUCUUGCCUGUCCUAGAAGGAGUUAUCCUCUUGAUACAUGUGCUGGGAUUCAUUGCAAUCCUCAUUACACUGGUGUAUCUUUCGCCUCAUUCAUCAGCGGAGGAUGUUUUCUUUCGCUCUUUGAAUGAAGGUAACUGGCCAACCCAAGGCCUUUCAUACUGCGUCGGUUUCAUCGGCAAUGUAGCAACCUUUGUUGGGGCCGAUGCAGCUGUCCAUAUGUCGGAAGAGAUAGAAAAUGCGGCUUUGAAUGUACCUCGAGCCAUCUUCACCACUGUUAUACUAAACGGCAGCAUGGGAUGGGCCAUGGUACUCGCCGUUCUGUUCUGCCUCAGUGAUAUCGAGUCUGUCAUUAAUUCCCCCACAGGCUUCCCAUUCAUCCAGAUAUUUUAUAAUGGGACUGGCCGAGCCGGGGCUACGGCUAUGACGAUAGUCAUUCUCUUCAUAAUUUGGUGUGCUGUUAUCGGCUUCGCCGCCACUGCAAGCAGAAUGAUUUGGUCAUUUGCAAGAGACCACGGCCUGCCUUUCCAUGCGUUUAUCAGGAAGGUCCACACACGUACACGAGUUCCAGUCGUCGCUGUCAUUGUGGUGAAUGUUAUUCCUUGCUUGCUGCAUCUAAUCUAUAUUGGAUCUUCAACUGCGUAUAAUGAUGUUAUCUCCAUGUCAGUAUCUGGGCUAUAUGCAUCAUACCUCAUCCCAUGCAGCUUUCUCCUCUGGCGUCGCACAACCGGGCAAAUCAAGCCGUACAGGUCUCACGAGUACAGUGGCACGGAAAUAUACAUUGGGCAAGAAGGAGGCCCCAGCGGGGUCCAUUCGCCAACUCUUCAGAAUACUAGCGACUCCGAAACGGUACUUGAAGAACAGGAGCUGGAAUGGGGCCCCUGGCGCAUACCCGGGGUGCUCGGUAUCUUAAACAACGGUUUUGCCUGCCUCUACUGUGUAUGGGUACUCUUCUGGGAUUUUUGGCCGUCUAGCACAUCUGUAACUGCUGAGAGCAUGAACUACAGCGUGUUAAUCACAGGUGCAGUCAUCAUCUUUGCAGUAGCCCGUUACUUUCUAGGGGGAAAUGUGGGAUACAGAGGCCCGUUGGUAGACUAUGAAGUGAAAGGCUUCACAGCCCACCGUAAUUGAAAAACGAGCGUGCAGACCUUGGGAGCAGCGCGCAUGGUCAAUUGAAACAC